AUGAUUUGUUUACGGCAUUUCCGCUCCGCCCGUCAAAACACCUCCGACGCCCUCAGCUGCCGUCUUCUUGACAUAAACAUCACUCCCUCGCCCUACUCGCCGGUGCCAUUACUUCUAGCCCGCCCAUCUCUCUUCUCUCUUUUUUUUGAUACUCUUUGCUGCAUUCGUCUUUGCAUCUUUCUUUGGGCUGAGGCACCUGUUACCCCCUCGAGCAUAACCUUUGGUUCCAUUUCUCGUCGCCAGCAUUCCAAUCGCGCUGUUGUGACCCUACCUCAUCUCUUCCUCUACCCAAAAGAAUAG
Messenger RNA from Akanthomyces muscarius, 300 nucleotides. RefSeq lists its product as uncharacterized. The record is from RefSeq and is a predicted model, not a curated record. NCBI's taxonomy places the organism in Eukaryota, Fungi, Ascomycota, Sordariomycetes, Hypocreales, Cordycipitaceae. The transcript has 3 exons. The coding region runs from base 1 to 300 and encodes 99 amino acids.